Molecule: messenger RNA, 1344 nt
Organism: Pipistrellus nathusii (Nathusius's pipistrelle)
Lineage: Eukaryota; Metazoa; Chordata; Mammalia; Chiroptera; Vespertilionidae
Source: the annotation of a GenBank genome assembly
AUGCCCCUCAACGUCAGCUUCGCCGCCAACAGGAACUACGACCUGGACUACGACUCGAUGCAGCCCUACUUCUUCUGCGACGAGGAGGAGAACUUCUACCACCAGCAGCAGCAGAGCGAGCUGCAGCCGCCCGCGCCCAGCGAGGACAUCUGGAAGAAGUUCGAGCUGCUGCCCACGCCGCCGCUGUCGCCCAGCCGCCGCUCCGGCCUCUGCUCGCCCUCCUACGUGGCCUUCGCGUCCUUCUCGCCGCGGGAGGUGGACGCCGGCGGCGGCGGCGGCGGCAGCUUCUCCACCGCCGACCAGCUGGAGAUGGUGACCGAGCUGCUGGGCGGGGACAUGGUGAACCAGAGCUUCAUCUGCGACCCGGACGACGAGACCUUCAUCAAGAACAUCAUCAUCCAGGACUGCAUGUGGAGCGGCUUCUCGGCCGCCGCCAAGCUCGUGUCCGAGAAGCUGGCCUCCUACCAGGCUGCGCGCAAGGACGGCGGCGGCGGCGGCAUCGGCGGCCGGAGCCCCGCCCGCGGGCAGGGCGCCUGCUCCUCCUCCAGCCUCUACCUGCAGGACCUGAGCGCCGCCGCCUCCGAGUGCAUCGACCCGUCCGUGGUCUUCCCCUACCCGCUGCACGACGGCAGCUCGCCCAAGCCCUGCGCCUCCCCGGACUCCUCCGCCUUCUCCCCGUCCUCGGACUCUCUGCUCUCCUCCACCGACUCCUCCCCGCGGGCCAGCCCCGAGCCCCUGGCGCUCCACGAGGAGACCCCGCCCACCACCAGCAGCGACUCCGAGGAGGAGCAAGAGGACGAGGAAGAGAUCGACGUGGUUUCUGUGGAAAAGCGGCAGCCCUCGGCCCGAAGGUCGGAGUCGGGGUCCCCGUCUCCCAGAGGUCACGGCAGGCCGCCCCACAGCCCGCUGGUGCUGAAGCGGUGCCACGUGUCCACCCACCAGCACAACUACGCGGCGCCCCCCUCCACCAGGAAGGACUAUCCGGCCGCCAAGAGGGCCAAGUUGGACAGUGGCCGCGUCCUCAAGCAGAUCAGCAACAACCGCCGGUGCGCCAGCCCCCGGUCCUCGGACACGGAGGAGAACGACAAGCGGCGGACGCACAACGUCCUGGAGCGCCAGCGGAGGAACGAGCUGAAGCGCAGCUUCUUCGCGCUGCGCGACCAGAUCCCCGAGUUGGAAAACAACGAGAAGGCCCCCAAGGUCGUGAUCCUCAAGAAAGCCACGGCCUACAUCCUGGCCGUCCAGGCCGAGGAGCAGAAGCUCCUGUCCGAGAAGGACUUCUUGCGGAAACGGCGGGAACAGUUGAAACACAAACUCGAGCAGCUGCGGAACUCUUGUGCAUAG